Molecule: messenger RNA, 978 nt
Organism: Sclerotinia borealis F-4128
Lineage: Eukaryota; Fungi; Ascomycota; Leotiomycetes; Helotiales; Sclerotiniaceae
Source: the annotation of a GenBank genome assembly
AUGUCUCCCCACACUUCUCCAUUCACCUCGACCCCAAACUCGGACCCCUCUUCCUCUGACAUGGCCCUAGAAUCCAUGCUCCGAGACCUCAUGACUUCUUCCACAUUCACUACUCCUACUACACCGUCCCGAUUCGGUUUGGAUUCCCCUGCUUCACACACUGCAGACUAUGAAUCACUCUCCAAUACCGAUACCGAAAUUUCCUCUGAUUCUGAUUCGGAAGAUGUUGAUGCUGAUGCUGAUGCGGAUAUCGAUAUGGAAGAAGAAGAAGAAGAAGAAGAAGGAAAAUGGACAUUCGAAGUCACACCUGAGAUAACUCGACGGCUCUCCAUUGUUCCCAGUCCCGAAAUCACUCGAAGAUUAAGUAUCGUCCCCAUGUCCAUGCCUUCCCAUCUACUCCAAGCAUCUCUAUCUCUAUCGCAAGCCAUGGAUGAAAAAGAAGAAGGAUCAGAAGAAGACGACGCAACACCAGAAGAAGAAGAAGAGAAAAUCACACUCCCGACUCUCCCCAAUGAACUCAAACUCGAAAUUUUCUCGCACCUCGACCCCAUCGAUGCAACCUGUCUAGCCCUCACCUCCCGUCACACCUAUCUUAUCUACCGCGCAAUACACGGUACAGCGCUCCCGCUCAACACGCGACGCGUAGGUCCCAAUGAGCUCGAAUACGCCUUUACGAAGGAGGAGGCGCGGAUGUGUAGUUUUUGUGGAAAGGGUAGGUGUGAGCUCUGGAGACACAUUAGGGGGUUUAUGGAGGGAGGGGUAUGCGAAAGAGAGUAUUGUGGGAUGAAGGGGAAUUUUGGGGGGAAGGGGAGAGGGGGGAGAGAGGGAAUAGAGGUGGUGGGCUGUUGGAGGGGUAAACCGAGUAAGCCGAGGAGAUGUGGGAGGCAUCCGGAACGUACGACGACGGUUAGGGUGGAGGAUGGAGGGGAGAAUUUGGAGAGGAUUAUUGCGCAGGCUAGGGCGGCGGUGGGUGUUUAA